This is a messenger RNA of Salvia hispanica, 1547 nucleotides long. Its product is annotated as CBL-interacting protein kinase 5-like. NCBI's taxonomy places the organism in Eukaryota, Viridiplantae, Streptophyta, Magnoliopsida, Lamiales, Lamiaceae. Gene Ontology annotation, molecular function: protein serine/threonine kinase activity; ATP binding. Gene Ontology annotation, biological process: protein phosphorylation; signal transduction. The record is from RefSeq and is a predicted model, not a curated record.
CUUCAGCUGGCUGUAGGAAAAUUCCUAAGCUACUAUUUAUAUCAUCACAUUCUUUGCUCAUGUAUCUUCACUCGUCUGUGCAAGAACUGCUUAAUCACACAUCAAAUUCAGUGGUUUUGGUUGCUUUUGCUUGAGUAUGGAUCAUAAGGGGACUAUAGUGAUGCAAAAAUACGAGUUGGGGCGGUUAUUAGGCCAAGGCUCGUUCGCGAAAGUCUACCACGCUAGGUGCGUGGAGACGGGGCAGAGCGUGGCCAUCAAAGUAGUAGACAAGGCCAAGGUCUGGAAGGCCGGGAUCAUGGAUCAUAUCGAGCGGGAGAUCUCUGUAAUGAGGCGUGUUAGGCACCCGAACGUCGUCCAUCUCUACGAGGUCAUGGCCACCAAGUCCAAAAUCUACUUUGUGAUGGAAUACGCGAGGGGAGGCGAGCUCUUCCGCAAGGUGGAGGCGAACGGGAGGCUCCCGGAGGAUGUUGGGAGGAAGUACUUCGUGCAGCUGAUCGACGCUGUCGAGUUCUGCCACGGGAGAGGCGUGUGCCACCGCGACCUCAAGCCCGAGAACAUUCUGUUGGACGAGGAUGGGGGGAUUAAGGUGUCGGAUUUCGGAUUGAGUGGCGUUGCUGAAUGCAGGGGAGCGGAUGGAUUGCUCCACACGACGUGCGGCACCCCUGCCUACGUUGCGCCAGAGAUCAUCAGGAGGAGCGGGUACGAUGGGGCCGGCGUGGAUGUGUGGUCGUGCGGGGUCGUGCUCUUCGUGCUCUUGGCCGGGUACCUCCCGUUCCACGACUCGAAUGUGAUGGAGAUGUAUAGGAAGAUCAGCAGGGGAGAGUAUAGGUUUCCUAGCUGGUUUUCUCCUAAACUCAAGAAGCUCAUUUCAAGAAUGUUGGAUCCGAAUCCUAGUACUAGAAUUUCCAUUGCAAGGAUCAAGGCAAGCUCAUGGUUCAAGGCGGGGAACGAGGGGGGACCGGUGAAGGUCAAGUCGGAUGGGGGGGAGGCGAGGCGGCUUUUGAAGAUGAACGCGUUCGACAUCAUAUCGUUGUCGGAUGGGCUCGAUCUGUCGAAAUUGUUUGAGACGGGGUCUUGUUUGGACAAGGAAUGUCGGAUCAUGUCGCGCAAGCCCGUGCCCGCCAUCGUGACGAGGCUCGAGAGGGCGGCCAGGGCUGCGGAGAUGAGGGUGAGUAAGAAGGACGGGGGCUUGAUCGAACUCGAGAGGUCGAAGGAGAGCCGAGACGGGGUUUUGUCGAUUGAAGCGGAGAUCUUCGUGGUCACUCCGGCUCUCCACUUGGUGGAGGUGAGGAGAAGAUGUGGAGACGCGGCGGAGUACGAGAAGGUGUUGAACGAGGUUAUAAGGCCUCGUCUUGUUGACAGUGCAAGGUCAUGUCUUGUUGACAGUGCAAGGUCAUCAUAAGUAGGACGGAUGAAAUAUAUCGCAAUUUUGUAUAUUAGCCAACAACGAAACUAAGGUUUAGUUGGCCAUCUUAAAAAAUAGCUUAGCUAUAUGGCCUGAAAUAAUAUACUAUAAUAACCUAAUUUUAUUAUAUUUGUUUAUUUGA